AGUAACGGAGGUCCUCAUUGGUUUCAAGAAUGGAACACUUAAUUAUUGGAAGAUGAAACUUCAUGGACAAGUUGUCUCACAUCUCCAAUCUGGUUAGGCCAAGUUUUUUUUUGCUGAUGUGGUAAAAAAAUUAACCCCUUACUAGCCACAACCGAAUUCGCUUGCUACCGUGAAAUUUGAGAAAAAAAGUGAUUUUAUGAGAUACUUUUUUUUUCAAGAGGAUCGUGAUUCUCACCACUGACAAUAUCCAACGUUGUACCCAAGGCCGCAACAACCCUCCUUGAGGUCCAUGUAAUAGGUUACUUGCUCUCACCGGACGGCCAAUGACUCUAAAAUUUAGAAGUUGAAGUCUAAAAUUCAAAUUUUAAUGUUUUUACAUAUAAAAAGGAAAAAAGUUACCUCAGGUCUCAUCCUAGCAUUUAGCCCAACUAGAGCCCACACCAAGCCCAACAUCAAGCCCAAACCCACGUUUCCAGUCCACUUCGUCAUGCGCGUCAACCUCCGUCCCGAAUUCCCCGUUCGCUCACCUAGCUGAACGCCGAUCCACGGUACGCCGCGUCAUGCCUGCCGCCGCACCGCACCCACCGCCGGCGAGCCUGGACGCGCGCACGGGCGGCCGCAUCCUGCGCCGCGCGGCGGGGCAUCUCCUUCACCCAGCAUCCCUCCCGCCACUCCUCCUCGCAGCGCUCCUCCUCCUUCUCUUCCGCUCCGCUCUCCUGGCCGGCACGCUCCGCCUCGCCUCCUUCGCGGACCGUGACCCGGCCCUCCGCUCCCUUCUCGCCCGCCUCUCCCCUCCCAACACGCCGUCGCCGCCGCCUCCCCCGCACCACCUCCCACGGCGCCGCUCGCCGUUCACCUCCCCCUCGUCCUCCCUCUCCGACGACGAUAUCCUAGUCAGCCCCCUUGAUCCCGCUGCCUCAGCCCCCUCCCGCCGCCGCAACGCCUCCUACUACCAUGUGCUAGUCACCUCCUACUCCGCCGCGCCCAAACCCUAUCCGUUGCCGCUCCCCAACCCGCUCCCGGCCUCCGCUUCCCCCUUCUUCCUUGCCGUCUACAAUGAGACGGCGCCUCCGAAGCCCGCCUCGCCGCUGGGCAGAGAAUUCGGUUUUCUUGCCCUGACCAGGCGCGACGCAGCGGCCAUCGUCAACCUCCUCGCGCUGCUCUCCUCCGCACAUAUCUUCGCGAUCCUUGGCUACAUCGCCGUGCACUCCGCCGCGCUGGGCGCAGUGUUUGCGUCCGUGGCGGGGCACCACGUACCUGGGCGGCGUCUAGUGUUCCUCCUCACCUGUGCUGCGAGGGGCGCUAAGAGACUCACAGGGUUCACGUUCCUGCGGUGGGCCACGCGGGACGCCGUUGUGCAGAUGCUCUGCCUCUGGUUCUUUGCGGAUGUGCACGAUCAGGCCCAGCUGUUCAGGCUCUUUGUGGUCGCCAAACUGAUGCCAUUCUCCACAUCCGUUAACCCGUGGCUUGGUGCAGUCGUUGCAGGCCCAGAGCUCGAUGGUUUCUUUGUUGCCUGGGCUGUUCUUGAUGCAGUGGUGUCAGUUUUGUUCACUGUGGUGCCUUGGGUGGUUGUCAUGGACCGUGAUCCACGGCCGCCUGGGCACAAUGCUGUGAAGGAAGGGUGCUAUCUUGUGUCUCUGAUGGCAACUGAUGCCACAUUUCUCAAGUGCUGGGAAACAGUUGUGUGUGGCAGCAUGGGGCGGCUCAUCAUGGUGACAUUCGGCGGAAAUGUUUUUGGUGGAUUUCUGCAUUCAAUUGCGCAGGUCUACUUCAUGGUGGUAUGGCUGCUGUUCUACUUUGCAGCAAGGAGUAAGGAGGUGAGGAUGGGUGGUCGUCAGUUUGGACUGGAGGAUGUUGCAGCUGCUCUUGAUGGAUUUAGGUAGUGUCCAGUUGUCGAUUGCCACUUGGAUCAUCAUUACUUGAAGAGAAGUAUAUUCAUGGCCCAUAGUGCUUAUUGAUGAAAAACUGCUGGUCUUGGCAAAGUAGAGGUUUUUUGUAGUUAUCCUGAUCUUAUAAAUCUUGCCAAGAUGGUAAAUGACUCGGAUGAGCGAAAGAGAACUUGACAAUGUUGCAUGUACAGUUUUUAUCUCGGAUGGGUAAUCUGCUUAUAGCCACAUACUCACAUCACAUGGCAUACAAAGAAAGGCUGUUUGGUUCCCCUUUUCCAUGGAAGGUUAGAAGCAAGAUGCCUGGUAAUAGGUGCAACAUGAAGUUUAUAUACCUGUGUUCUGCCUGCAAAAUUUAUCUGGGUAAUACUUUAGAUCAAAACACGUGAUGUACAUCCAAUCAUGGGUAUAGUUUGUUGAUAUCCACCCUUCUGUUUGUAAAAACCUCCCAAAUCCCAUCUCAUAACCCUCUUUAGACGUGGUUGGCCCAUGAAUGAAUUGCUCUAUAUAAUGAUUACUUUUAUCUGAUUGAUGUAUAAUACAUGAGCAUAAUAUCUCUGGCGUUUUAUUUA
Messenger RNA from Zea mays, 2458 nucleotides. RefSeq lists its product as uncharacterized. NCBI's taxonomy places the organism in Eukaryota, Viridiplantae, Streptophyta, Magnoliopsida, Poales, Poaceae. The coding region runs from base 561 to 1883 and encodes 440 amino acids. The record is from RefSeq and is a predicted model, not a curated record. The transcript has a single exon.